Bufo bufo (common toad) is the source of this 2805-nucleotide messenger RNA. It is a transcript of the gene DCAF6, whose product is annotated as DDB1 and CUL4 associated factor 6. The record is from RefSeq and is a predicted model, not a curated record. Bases 96 to 2576 code for a protein of 826 amino acids. Gene Ontology annotation, biological process: positive regulation of transcription by RNA polymerase II. Lineage: Eukaryota; Metazoa; Chordata; Amphibia; Anura; Bufonidae. The transcript is spliced from 21 exons. Gene Ontology annotation, molecular function: protein binding. Gene Ontology annotation, cellular component: cytoplasm; Cul4-RING E3 ubiquitin ligase complex.
CCAUUUCCAUCCUAGGCACUGUUUCUAUUUCUGUGCCCAGUUCAUGUAAUUGCUUGGCACGCACUGCUAUUUAUGACUGGCGUCGUGCAUGUCACAUGCGCCCUCAGGACCCCGCAGUGAAGCGCCCCUUGGUCAGGAAGUUUGGAGCUGCUGACGCCUUCUCCGGUUGGAAGAGGUCUUGGAGACAGGGCUGGGGAGCUGUCGAGGCGAUUCCUUGGGAAUUCUCGUGUAGAAGUUCUUGGACAAUGUCCCGUUGUUGUGAUAACCUACUGUGGGAUGUAAGAAAACGUUCUAUUGGAUUGCAUGAACCAUCUGCUCUUCGUAUCAACUAUUUAGGAAGAAGAGAAUUUAUUCAACGACUUAAACUGGAAACAACUCUGAAUGUACAUGAUGGCUGUGUGAAUACAAUUUCUUGGAACAGUACAGGGGAAUACAUUCUUUCUGGCUCAGAUGACACCACUUUAGUAAUUUGUAAUCCUUACAAUAAAAAGGUAUUGACGCGAAUUCGUUCUAGUCACAGAGCUAACAUUUUUAGCGCAAAGUUCCUGCCACUUACAAAUGAUAAGCAAAUUAUAUCAUGCUCAGGAGAUGGAGUUAUUUGCUAUACAAAUCUUGAAAAAGAUGCAGAGACAAAUAGACAUUGCCAAUUUACUUGCCAUUAUGGAACUGCAUAUGAGAUCAUGACUGUACCAAAUGAUCCCUAUACGUUUCUUUCUUGUGGUGAAGAUGGCACUGUAAGGUGGUUUGAUGUUCGAAUGAAAACUAGUUGCACAAAAGAGGACUGUAAAGAUGAUAUUAUAAUCCAUUGCCGACGUGCAGCUACAUCAAUAGCUGUAUGUCCUUCAGCACCGUAUUACCUUGCAGUUGGAUGUUCAGAUAGUUCUGUGAAAAUAUAUGAUCGCCGUAUGCUUGGAACAGGCAAUUACUCAAAUCGUGGAAUUAUGGGAAUGUGUGUACGAUUUACACCCCCACAUCUUGCAAACAAAUCUUGUCGUGUCACCUCUCUGUGCUAUAGUGAAGAUGGGGCGGAGGUCCUUGUGAGCUACUCAUCAGAUUAUAUAUAUUUAUUUGAUCCAAAGGAAGAUGAAGCAAAAGAACUUAAGUUUACGUCGGUCAAUCAGAAGCGAGAAGAGGUACAACAACCUCCACUUAAGCGCCUCAGGUUAAGAGGAGACUGGUCAGAUACAGGACCCAGAUCAAGACCUGAAAGUGAACGAGAAAGAGAUGGUGACCAAGUAACAAAUGCUUCAUUAAUGCAAAGAAUGUCAGACAUGCUUUCAAGAUGGUUUGAAGAGGCAAGUGAAGUUGCUCAAAGAGGAAGAGGAAGAAAUCAAAACAGAGGUGGUCUACAGACAAACGCACCAGUAGACUCUACAAACACAAGUACAGAGUCGCAGGCAUCUGCAGUAUCAGAUAAGUCUGAUCUAAAUGUCAAUCCACCUCCCAUUAAUCUUGAUGAAAGUUCAUCUGCCGGAAGUAUGCAACAACAGUCAUCAUCUUCAUCGGAUAAAUCCAGUGCUCCUUCUGAUUCUACUUCUAUGAUUAGCAAACACCUUGGAUCUAUAUCACUUGAUGAAAGACCGGAAAAUGCUAUAUUCAGUCCAGAAACUGAGACAAGUGAACCUGUAUUACAAUUACACUACAGUACAAAAGGAACUACCACAAGUACAAUAAGACUGGACUUCACAGAUGAAUGGAGUAACACUGCAUCAAGUUCAGUGGCUGUGAAAGUUGGAUACACAAAUGAUUCUUCAACGCUUGAUCCUGCUCCAACUAAUGUAAUGGAAGCUGCAGCACAGUAUGAACCUGAUAAUCCGGAGAACAUCCCUAUUGAAAGCCAAAAGGCACCAAAUGCAGAAGUGCAUCUUGAAACGUCUCAGAAUCUGUUGCAGACAGAGCCUCAAACUGCAUCUUCUGAGAACUUUGAAGCAGAGAGUGAUGAUGACACAGUCCGGUUACCACCAAGAGUGCAGUCACAAAACAGAUUAAGUGUCGGAGGGCCUCCAGUAAGUGAUAGAUUAACAAGGAGAUCUGCUGCAGCUCGUAUUCAAGAGCUAUUUAGAAGAAGAAAAGAGCGAAAGGAGUUGGAAGAAAUAGACAUGCAAAACAUUCAACAGCCUCCUUCCAAACUUGUGUACAAGGGUCAUAGGAACUCACGAACUAUGAUUAAAGAAGCUGGUUUUUGGGGUAAGAACUUUGUCAUAAGUGGUUCUGACUGUGGUCACAUCUUCAUCUGGGAUCGACACACCACUGAGCAUUUAAUGCUCUUAGAAGCAGACAAUCAUGUUGUAAACUGUCUUCAACCACAUCCCUAUGACCCAAUUUUAGCAUCAUCUGGAAUAGACUACAACGUAAAGAUCUGGUCACCACUGGAACAAGACAAGUCUUUUAAUUGGGCACUUGCUGAAGAGGUUAUUUCACGUAAUGAAUUAAUGUUGGAGGAAACUCGAAACACUAUUACAGUGCCUGCCUCUUUCAUGCUCCGAAUGUUAGCUUCACUAAACCAUAUCAGAGCAGAUAGAGCAGAACAGAGAACAGAAGGUAUUGCUCAAGAUAAUUCUAGUGAAGAGGAGUGAGGCUGUUCACAUUAUAUGUACCUAACAUUUACAGAAUAUUAUUCUUUAUUGUUAAGUAUUGCUAAAAUAUGUACCAAAUAUUCACAGUUUUCUCUUUAUAAGUUUUAAGGAACAAAUUAUAUAACAAUUUUUUAAGGCUACUUUCGCACUUGCGGCAGGAGGAUUCCGGCAGGCAGUUCUGUAGUUGGAACUGCCUGCCAGAUCCGGCAAUCCGGACCCAAACGGAUGC